AUGGCCUUCUGCACGAACCUCAUCUUAUCGCAUAUACUUGUGUUAAACUUAGAAAAAGAAGCACACCCGGCACCGGACGACAUAAGUAUUCUUAACCCUACCGACAUGGGCGGAACCGCAGCACAGACCUCCGUGCAUCGCCGUUGGAAGACUCGAAUGGCGCUCGUCAUAUUUUCAACGCAAGAAGUAGAUCAGCUCGACUACAUACGUUCAUCCUGGCACCUGUUCCUCAACAACCCUGCACUGUCGAAUACGAUUCUCCGCAGCUCGAUCGAGGGUGUGCUUACCAAAUGCAACCGGUCUAGCGCCUCUCCCGACUCCCAAGCUUUCGACCAAGUGGUCUGCGCUCUGCUCAUUCAGCUGCUCAAGCCCAACAGCUAUUAA
Coniophora puteana RWD-64-598 SS2 is the source of this 384-nucleotide messenger RNA. RefSeq lists its product as uncharacterized. Bases 1 to 384 code for a protein of 127 amino acids. The transcript has a single exon. NCBI's taxonomy places the organism in Eukaryota, Fungi, Basidiomycota, Agaricomycetes, Boletales, Coniophoraceae. The record is from RefSeq and is a predicted model, not a curated record.